This is a messenger RNA of Solenopsis invicta (red fire ant), 363 nucleotides long. RefSeq names its product signal recognition particle subunit SRP68-like. Lineage: Eukaryota; Metazoa; Arthropoda; Insecta; Hymenoptera; Formicidae. The coding region runs from base 1 to 363 and encodes 120 amino acids. The record is from RefSeq and is a predicted model, not a curated record. The transcript is spliced from 2 exons.
AUGAAGGGAAGAGAGAUGAAACGAGCGGCAAAAGAGACGCGCGUUAGAGCGGGAGACCCCGGGGGUGGCGGCAGUGGUAGUGGUGGAGGUGGUGGCGGUGGUGGUGGCUGGUGGUUGCCGGCAACGAGAACGGGGGAACGGAAUGGAGAAAGCACGGGGAAGCGGAGGCAACGACGUAUUUCUCGAGUGCCGCCAUCGUCGCCGCGCAGACGACAAGAUUCCCGACAUCGGAAGGGCUCCGACUACUCCGGGUUUUCAUCUUCUCGUACGAUGCGACGCGACGGUCGCGGAUGCUCGCACGCCAAAGACAAGGCUGAUUUUAUGAUGCUCGACGGAAACAAUCCUCGUUCGCGAGAAUGUUGA